ACCACCGCCAGGUACGCCACCUCUACCCCUAGAUCUCCUUCUCUUCUCUCUCCGAUUUGCUUUCCGGCGACUCAAGCUCUCAAUUUCCGUUCUUGUAAUUCCACUGUGGUUGGUUUGAUGCUUUUCUUUGCUCUUGUAACUGGAUUUUGUGGCCAGUUAUGAUCAGCUUACUCUAGUGGUAGAUCUGUGUGUUGAUUUGUGUUAGUGAGUGAUUGAGAAGUUUCUGCUGCUAUUGAUUUGAUCUGUUGCUUAAAUUCUGUGCAAUUUGUGAAUUUAUGGAUGAAAUUGUUUGCAUGUAGAGCCUAAUCUGUAUGAAAUGAUCCACUAGGUUUUGAAUGAGUUAAGUUUUGAAUGGAAUUGGAAGGUUUAGUUGUUCUGGUUUCGAAAAUUAGGUUCAUUUUUUGGGUUGUGUUUGGUGGAGGACCGAAACAGUAGAGGUAUUGGCUUUAAAUUUGUGUAUAUGGCUAUAAUGUGUACUUCAGAUUCGAAAAACAAAGCUAGUUUUCGUAAUCGAUUAUGGUAGUAGGAAAGAAAAACGGCACUUUCUUCGUGCCGCAGAAACAUUUAGGUAAGAGCUACCUUGCCCGCCAGUUGAUUAUGAAGAUUUUAAGAUUCAUGUUUACUCUUGGAUUUACUGUUAAUGGUUUGUUUGUUUUUUUGCUUUUAUGUUGAUUAAGCAUUACAAGAGUUACAUAUCUUAUUGAUUAAGUGCUACAUUGAGGGAGGGUCUUUUCUAUUGCUAUGUACAUGAUGGUGUAUUUGAAGCGUAGCAUGGACAAUUUUGUUUAUUUUCCUAAAUAUGCAUUCCAAGCAUUUCUGCUUGUAACAGAUUCGUUGAAGAAUAUGGGUCGUGGAGUCAGCAGCGGUGGGGGUCAGAGUUCCUUGGACUAUCUUUUUGGGAGUGGAGAGGCUCCAAAGCCAAGAACAAACAAUGUCCAAGCUGCCCCAAAGGAAGUGCAGGCUGUGAAUGAACCUACUCCCAAACCAACGGCUUCUCCUCCCCCUCCCAAACCUGAACCAGUAGAUAUCACCAAGCAGAUUCCUGCUGGUAUCCAUAGUACUUCUACAAAUAACUACUUGCGUGCAGAUGGCCAAAACACUGGAAACUUCAUUACGGAUCGACCCUCUACUAAGGUCCACUCUGCCCCAGGUGGUGGAUCUUCUUUGGGUUAUCUCUUUGGUGGACCAGCUGGAAACUGAGUGCCUUCAUAUUGUUGAUUUUUGUGGAACAUUUACAAUCAGGAUGGGGAAUGUUUUCAUCCUUUACAUAAACAAUGAAAACUUUAUGAAUCAUGAGAUGUAAUAUAGGUGUUGUGAUUGUUGGGAUUAUUCAAUCAGGAGUGCUCUAUUUUAGAUGCUUAAACAUCUGAUUUGGAUUUCUUUGUCAUGGACAAAGCAGUUCUCUCGGUGCAUGUGUGAUGUUUUCUGUAAUUUUCAAAGCAGUGCUAUAUUUUGCCAACGGUUCAUAUCUUUUAGCCAUC
Messenger RNA from Fragaria vesca subsp. vesca, 1481 nucleotides. RefSeq names its product protein SPIRAL1-like 1-like. The coding region runs from base 742 to 1200 and encodes 152 amino acids. The record is from RefSeq and is a predicted model, not a curated record. NCBI's taxonomy places the organism in Eukaryota, Viridiplantae, Streptophyta, Magnoliopsida, Rosales, Rosaceae. Gene Ontology annotation, biological process: cortical microtubule organization. Gene Ontology annotation, cellular component: cortical microtubule, transverse to long axis. The transcript has 2 exons.